Messenger RNA from Daldinia childiae, 993 nucleotides. RefSeq lists its product as uncharacterized. The transcript has a single exon. Gene Ontology annotation, biological process: carbohydrate metabolic process. Gene Ontology annotation, molecular function: hydrolase activity, hydrolyzing O-glycosyl compounds. The record is from RefSeq and is a predicted model, not a curated record. Bases 1 to 993 code for a protein of 330 amino acids. Lineage: Eukaryota; Fungi; Ascomycota; Sordariomycetes; Xylariales; Hypoxylaceae.
AUGAUUGCCUCUCAGACUCCCCUCUGGGCAGUCGUCCUGACGAUACUAUCGACCCUAACCCCUCAAGCAGCCGCCGCCGCAACCCCCAACUGCCACUGCUACCUCACCAACGGGUCGGCGCCCAAGUACUUCGCGAACCAAAAGUUCUUCGACUUCCGCAACAUAGCGAACCCGCGAGUCCCGCCGGCCAUCAACAACCGGGACGGCUCCACCAACGCCCCCGUGACCCACGCCUACUUCAACACCACCAACUUCACCAACACGUGGUCCAUACAGAACUGGGUCGACUCGGGCGCCGUCUACAACACCUACUCCAAGAACGACGUUUACAUCGAGAGCAACACCGACGCCAACCCGUCCUCCCGCACCUACCUCACGCUGCGCACGUACCGCCACCCCGCCGGCAACUUCCAGUCCUCGGCCGAGAUCCAGUCCAUCUCGCCCAACUACAAGUACCUCUCUAUGCGGAUGUACUCGCGGACGCGCGGGGCCGCCGGCGGCGUGACAGCCAUGUUCACGUACCGGGACGCGGCGAACGAGGCGGACGUGCAGGAAGCCGACGUGGAGAUGCUGACGUCGGAUGCGACCAACCAGGUGCACUACACGAACCAGCCAGGGACGGUCGACGGCGUCGCGCGGCCCAACGCCACGCACCAGGUCGCGAUCCCCGGCGCCUGGACGUCGUGGCGCACGCACCGGUACGACUGGACCCCCGGCACCAGCACCUGGUACGUCGACGGCAAGCUCGUCAACACGAACCAGUUCCAAGCCCCCGUCGACCCCGCCACCAUCCUCUUCAACGCCUGGUCCGACGGCAGCAGCUGGAGCGGCACCAUGGCUUCCGGACAGAGCGCCCAGUUGCAAAUCCAGUGGAUCGAAAUCAUAUAUAACAACACGGCCGAGCCCUCGCGGUACGCCCAUUGCGCCAACGUGUGCAGCUUCGAUCGCGGCACGCAGCCGGGUGUGCCGUUAGUCAUCAGCUCUGGUCCGUAG